GUCGCUAUUUGAUUACAUGUUUUGCUUAGCCGUAAAAGCUGGUUAACGUGUCUUUUAGCCAUCUUUUAAAAUAAGGUUGAUCACAGACCAAAUUGUUUACGAUUAGUUUUAUAAUCAGUGGUAUUAAUUAUGUUUCAAUCUAGUAUUUCAUUAACUUUAUUUUUAGUUUUUAUAAUUCAAUUGGCUGAUUGCCUUUAUUUCCAUAUAGGGGAAACCGAGAGAAAAUGUUUCAUAGAAGAGAUACCAGAUGAAACUCUUGUUGUAGGAAAUUACAAAUGUCAACUAUUUGAUCCACAAACUGGUGGUUACAUGCCAUCAUCACCGGGAAUUGGAAUGCAUGUGGAGGUUAGGGAUCCUGAUGAUAAAAUAAUGCUAUCUAAGGUUUACAGCUCUGAAGGACGAUUCUCAUUUACAUCUCAUGUUCCUGGUGAGCACGUUAUCUGUUUGUAUUCAAACUCUACUCGAUGGUUUGCUGGUUCUCAGCUAAGAGUUCACUUGGAUAUUCAAGUUGGUGAACACGCUGUUGAUUACGCUCAUGUUCAACAGAAGGAGAAACUCAGCGAAUUGCAAUUACGUGUGAGACAACUUCUCGAUCAAGUCGAACAGAUCACAAAAGAGCAGAAUUACCAGAGAUAUAGAGAGGAAAGGUUUAGACAGACCAGUGAAAGUACCAACUCGAGAGUUUUAUGGUGGUCUUUGGGACAAACAAUCAUUUUGCUCGUCAUGGGAUUCUGGCAAAUGAAACACCUUAAGAGUUUCUUUGAAGCAAAAAAAUUAGUAUAAAAGAUCUAUCAUUUAAGAUCCACGUCAAUCGAUCUUUUUCACUUGUCAACAUCUGUAUCAAUUAUUAACGAAAAGGGAAAUUCUUUUCUUAUGUACGGUGACAGAGCCUUAUAUAAAAUCUUUUAUUUUAA
Molecule: messenger RNA, 914 nt
Organism: Tetranychus urticae (two-spotted spider mite)
Lineage: Eukaryota; Metazoa; Arthropoda; Arachnida; Trombidiformes; Tetranychidae
Gene: eca
Product: transmembrane p24 trafficking protein eclair
Source: RefSeq, a predicted model, not a curated record